AUGGAGGUUAAGGAAGUUGAAGAUAAUGUGGAGUUUGUGUCGCCAACAGCUGCUGCGACGUUAUUAGGACGCCAAUCAAACUAUCAGCCGCUAUACAGUGAGGCUCCUAAAAUUAAAUCAUACCCGCUUAAUUUACUAUCGAAUGCGUCUCAGAGUAGGGUUCAAGAAGCGUUGGUGGUGCAAGACUUACUGAAUGUUUUGCUGGGGUUCGAAGGUACUUAUAUUCGUUAUAAUAACUCAUAUCGACCUGAUUCAAAUGUUGUACCAGAAUUUAAGAUUGCUAAAAUGAUGGAUCCAUCAUUAAAGUCAAUUUGUAAUAGAGUGGUAAAAUUAGGUCAAUUGUAUAUCGUUUUAACCUCGGCUAGUGAGAUUUGGUCUGAUUCAAUAUACGGGAAAGUUUUACAAAGGUUGAGUUUUGAAAUAAGACAAUUCUUAUCAAACACUUAUCUACCGUUUAUUGUAGAUAAAUUAGAAUUUGAAUUUAAAAAUAAUCCAAAUUUCAGUAUAAGAGAUUUAGAACAGCUGGCAUACGAUACAGAAGUGUACAAGCAGAUGUCGCUGUUAUUUAAUAUAUACCAAAAAAUUCAAGAAGAAAUUACCCUAAGAAAUAGUAUGGAUAGAAUGCAAGAAGAUUUCAAUAAUUUCAUGAAUGACUUGAAAGAGCAAGGAAAUUUUAAAGAUGGUGUGAUUUUGGUAACAGAUACAAGAAUACAAUCAAUCCCUAAAGGUGGUGUUAUUCUAAAGAUUAUACAGAACUUGGUAAAUGAAACCUUGGGAGAUAGAGCAAGCAUUGAUUUUUUGAGAAAAUUAUUAAACAAUAUUAGUAUAGAUUAUUGUAAGAUGUUGAAUGAUUGGCUUGUUCAGGGUGAGCUUAAUGAUAUAUGUAAUGAAUUCAUGAUUUCCGAUACCAUGAAAAAUGUAGAUAAUGUUGCAUCAAGUUUAAAGUAUGAUGAUAGAAUUUGGGAUACUCAAUACGUAGUGCGCAAAGAUGGUCUACUUGAUGUUUUUAGCACUAGUGAAGAAAGUGCCUUAUUAUACAAAGUGCUAAUGACAGGAAAAUUAUUGAACAUAAUAAAAAAAAGUUAUGGUAUUGUCCGAUUGCCAACUGAAGAAUUAGCAGAUGAUGUUCCUUCUUUUGUCGAAUUAAUGGAAAGUACAAAUUUGGAAUUAUAUAUUGAUAAAUGGUACAAUCGAGCAAAUCAAUUAUGUCUCGAUAUGUAUCUACGCGAUUAUGAUCUUAUUAAAUUUUUAAAAUUACUACAGAAGCAUUUCUUCAGUUACCAUAAUGCUAACAAUCUUUACAAAUUUUUACAAAAGAAUAUGAUUGAACUUACCCGACAUUAUAAAGGUACCUCUAAUAAUCAAGUAUUGAAAUUACAAAGAAACUUUGAACUCGAUAGGCAUGGUGCCCCAGAUGAAGAUAUUGUAUUUAAACUAUUGAAUUUGCAAUUAGAUUCUCAACCAUUUGAAAAGGUUAUUCUAUCUUAUAUUGGUGAAAAUAGUUAUGAUAAUCAAAGCGGUUAUAUGAAUUGUAACGAUGAAAAUGGAAAUCAAUUAUUGAGGGCAAAUAAUUUUCAAAAUUUAAGAGAUAUAUUAUUACAAGAGGUCCAAUCUGCCUCCAUUGAGGAGAAUUCAUCAGAUGUGGCACCAAAAACUAACAUUCACCAUUUGUUAUUUGAGAUUUUAAUACCAUAUCCAUUAAAUGUUCUUGUUACUAGGACAUGCAUGGUUCAAUAUCAAAUUAUCUCCAGGUUCUUUAAUCUAUUGCAAUAUCAUAGCAAACUUCUUGAUGACACAUGGUUUGAAAUAAAUAAGAAUGUGAUAUGGAAAUAUAGACAUUACCCGCCAGUCGUCAAAAAAAACGUUGUACAAAAAUGUAGAAUGUUGCAUAAUAGGAUGAGUCAAUUUGUGAAGGUUAUUUUGGAGUACUACACUCAAAACGUAAUUGAACAAGAAAUGAACAAAUAUCUAAAUGAGGAUCAUAAACUUAAUGACAGAAAAUAUGUGGUUGACUGGCAACUUCAAUUACAAGGAAGUUUGACCAAUAUUAUGACCAAUUGUUGUCUCUCACAGAUGUUCCAACUACAGUUGCAAAUAUUUGAAAUCAUAUACAAGUUCUGUAAGUUCAUCACCUCCAUGAGGCGCCGUCUGUGUCAGAUAGAUCCGGAUUUGCACGCAACUUACUUGUCGAAUUCCAAUGAAGAAUUUAAUGAGGAAGAAGUAUUAAAGACCACAAUCCCUGAGUUAGUAAAUUAUACAAGAAUAGUAUCUGAGAGCUUUGAACAACACACUUCAGCAUUUAUGGAAGGUCUUACCCACUAUUACCACAGAAGCAGAUCAAUGAAUAGCACGAAUUCAACUUCAGAUCCUACUAACAAUAAUUUUAAUACAGAAAGAUUGAUCGCAGCUCUGGGCAAAUAG
Vanderwaltozyma polyspora DSM 70294 is the source of this 2421-nucleotide messenger RNA. It is a transcript of the gene SPC97, whose product is annotated as gamma-tubulin-complex subunit SPC97. Bases 1 to 2421 code for a protein of 806 amino acids. NCBI's taxonomy places the organism in Eukaryota, Fungi, Ascomycota, Saccharomycetes, Saccharomycetales, Saccharomycetaceae. Gene Ontology annotation, biological process: cytoplasmic microtubule organization; mitotic cell cycle; spindle assembly. Gene Ontology annotation, cellular component: mitotic spindle pole body; gamma-tubulin small complex; spindle pole. The transcript has a single exon. Gene Ontology annotation, molecular function: microtubule minus-end binding; gamma-tubulin binding. The record is from RefSeq and is a predicted model, not a curated record.